GUUUUACAAAAAUACAGCGCAGUCGAGCGCGUAUACUCGGCGGCGGUUCGUUGUGUAAUAUAUCGCGUUCGCGAUAACGGCUCGACGAAAUCGACACCCCGGGGUCGAGGGUGGUAUUUUGUGCGACGGGUAACGGUGAAUCCGUGCCGGGACAGCGCAUCGUCGUGAACGCGCGCCAGGGACUGAUAAAUGAGUUUGCAAGAUAGCCUGUUCUCCGAAGAUGUCGAAGACGACGUGACCACUUUCGCGAGGAGUAAGACGCGCAAGAGAGCGCUCGUCUUUCCGCCCGUGAACAACUAUCGCCGAUUCAUAAUACACCAGCUGGUGCAGGAGCGUUUCUCGGAGCUGCUGCACACGUUCUCGAUCGGCCAGGGCGCGGACAGGCGUACCGUGAUAUGCUACAAGAGCGACUUGAGAAGUGACUGGGAGCCGAAACCGAAUGCCCCUGAGCCGAAGGUGAGUCCUCCGGCUGCGAGACAAGUGGAUACGACUCGCAGGAUGGGUGUCGAAGGCCGACGAUCGUCCUCGACGUCUCCGGAACACGCGCAAAUACAGCGACAAGCCAAAUCGGUACCAGCGGUCGAAAUCUACAGGCCGCCAGCAGCUAGGAGAGCCUAUUGCUCGCAGAUGAGCGGCCCACACGUGCAAGUACAGCCGACUACGGAUUCCCCUUCGGUCAGAAAUACCCGGCAAAGACGGCCCGACCGAGCAGUUUAUAUACCCAGGCACCGAAGGAGUCUAGAAGCCGAGGAGAAGAGGCCGCGAAGCCAAAAAUCUUGUACAAAUUACGCCACACCGAACAAAGAUCCAAAUACGAAUAAUAAUUCCAAAGCGCAAGAUGCGUGCUGCAUCCAGCAAAGUAUAGGCGACUUGAAUUCGGAUAACAAGGUGUCCGAGAGUCACGUUACGAAGAUCGAGGAUAAUCGAUUGCCAGGAGAUAUUUCGGAGGAUGUGGUUCCCGUAGAUUCCGGCGAGACCUUCAGUCACGAGACGCGCGAUCCGUGCAUAAUUGCCGAACGUACGCGUGAACUGCCGGAAGUACCGAAGGAGGAUGUGCCAAUUUUAGCGAAACGGAUGGAAUCCAUGGCGACUAGUAGCCUUAACGAAAGUAACACUGAUCUCAGUCUAUCAGAGCCACCCGAUAAGAUUGAAGCGGACGAUCGACAUGAAUUAGAAACGACGCAGCCAACCGUGCUGGAGAACCAGCCAGUGGCGGAGCGUUUAAGUGGCAACGAUACGACGAGCGAUAAGGACGAACGAUUGGUCGGGCGGAACGUGAUAUCGGACGUCCUGGUCAUUUCUGACGCCGUCGAGAAGAAACCGAAACACACCGAGCAAGUUCCUGCGAUUCUAACGUCGCCCGAGAAAAAAGUGAAGAAGAUCGAGAGACCGAAGAGCAAACCAGCCCCGCCACCUUCUCCGCCGUUGAAGAUAAACAGAGACGAGUGCGAUUGGGACAGUUUGUUCGACGAUAACGGCGAUUGUCUGGACCCGACGCUAAUAGAAGAGCUUACGUCGGCAGUAGGUGAGGUAAUGGUGGAACAACCAAAGAACGAUUACAAGGCGUACAGCAAACAGGUUCAGGUGUCUAGUGACGAGUUCGCACACGUUGUGGAGAUCUACAAUUUUCCCUCCGAGUUCAAGACUAGCGAUCUGGCGGCCGUUUUCAGCCCAUUCCGAAACGGUGGUUUCGAACUCAAGUGGGUGGACGACACCCACUGCUUAGGAGUCUUCAGCAGUCCUCUCAUCGCCGCCGAAGUGUUAGCGUCCAAUCAUCCAUUUGUGAAAACGAGACCACUCAGCGAAGCUAGCGCUUUGAGCAAAACGAAGGCGAGAAAAAGCGCGGAAUUUUUGCAACCUUAUAGGAAUCGUCCCGAGACGUGCGCCGCCUUAGCUAGGAGAUUAGUCACGGGUGCGUUGGGCGUGAAGCUCGCCACGGCUAGGCAAGAACGCGAGCACGAGAAGAACGUAUUGCGCGAGGCGAAAGAAAAGAGACGAUUAGCCAACAAACAACGAGAAGACGUCUGGGAAGGCAUAAUACCCGGGAAGUAGCAUUUCGUCCUACUCACAUGGGAAUAUUCAUAAGGAUCGUUUGUACCUCCUCGUAUUACACACUUUGUACAUGUCAUCGCGGCUGCGUAGUUGAUGUAGUUCACAUGACUCGCGUAGUGUUAUUCUCGUACCAGCACGGUCAAUGACGCUUAAGUCCGGACCUACAAUAGGUGUAGUAGGGCCUUUAUCUCUAAGCAAUCAAAUGUGACGUAUUCUUUAAGACGCUGCCAAAAAGUCGUAUUAAUAUUUAAAUCUUAGGAAUUGCGACCUCCGGUGGCGCUGGAAAAGCUUUUGCUGGGAAUAACGAUUUAGCGCUUAGAGCAAAGGGUUCAUCUAUUGUAGAUCCAGCCUGGUGGAUAUGCGCUGAAUGAACGAACAGCGAGCUUUCAACGCUGCAUUUCGGAGAACGCGCAUGUCGGAGUGGAAUCUGUCAGAGAUCGGCCGAUCGAAGAUCCGCUUGUAAAACGACGCAUCGAAGAAAGCCUACGCGAUACGAAGAUGUCUGACAUCGUUGUGCUUUUGUUUUCCCGUUCCAAACCAGCAACUGCAAUAAACCUUGCCUUUCCUGCGUUUUUUGCACCGCAUGCGACGAGUGCCGAAUCUAAUCGUAAGCAAAUGUUCGAUGUGCAGAGAGAGAGAGAGAGAGAGAGAGAGACGGACAGACGACGAACGUCGUUUCGUUCGUUUGUUCGUUCGCUCGGCGUAUACUCCUUUUGAGAUCGCAGGCGCCCUUACGAAGCGUCUGCACGUACAGUUGUGCCUUACUUAUUUAUCCUUUGAGUUCUAGUUACAAAUAAACGAUUUAUCAAACACACAAACACAAACAUACGUGCAUGAAUACAUUUGCUAAUUCAACAAGUCGGCUCUGACAUCCGCGAUGAUUUGUCAGCAGAUGAUUCAGUAUACACACACAGAAGAUAGCGCGACCGUUAAAUUAUCUGAUCAUUUAUGAUAUCGAAUAGUUAUCUCUUUUACAUACUCGGGUAAGAUGAUGAUAUUUUUACGGAUAACGUUUUAUAAGCGUAUCAGCAUGAAGAGACAGCCGAGGCUGAAAAAUAUCGGCGGUACGCCCUUCGACACGAGAGAGAGUGCAAUUUUUUUUACAACCGACGUGAAAAAACGAAGCUAAUGCGUUUAGUAGUUGACACUUGUAACAUUUUUAGAAAAAUGAGAUAUUUUGUAACGUUAUUAUCUCGACGGCUGUCACGAUGUUAUGAGUUUAUACGCGACAAACCGAGUGAUAAUGUGUAGUGCAGUUUUAAUCGCGAGACAAUAAGUUAAGAUGCAGUUAAGAAGUAACAUGCGACCCUUUCACGUAUACAUCGAUUCGUAGCGAUAUAUCAAAAAUACAUCUUCGCAAGAUCUUGUAUAGUCCGAUGACAGAACUUGAUAUAUUUAUCAAAAAGAUGGUAGCAUUAUAA
Dinoponera quadriceps is the source of this 3473-nucleotide messenger RNA. Its product is annotated as coiled-coil domain-containing protein R3HCC1L. The record is from RefSeq and is a predicted model, not a curated record. Gene Ontology annotation, molecular function: nucleic acid binding. The transcript is spliced from 8 exons. Bases 190 to 2052 code for a protein of 620 amino acids. Lineage: Eukaryota; Metazoa; Arthropoda; Insecta; Hymenoptera; Formicidae.